Molecule: messenger RNA, 2026 nt
Organism: Eruca vesicaria subsp. sativa (arugula)
Lineage: Eukaryota; Viridiplantae; Streptophyta; Magnoliopsida; Brassicales; Brassicaceae
Source: the annotation of a GenBank genome assembly
CUUAUAAAUAUUUUUUUACAAAAAAGUCACGAAAAGACUAACAAUCCGCGCGUAGCGCGGACUAACCACUAGUGUGGAAAAAAAAAGAGAAAGGAAUAAAAAAGCGAACUCUUUUAUUAAUUAAAAAUAUAUAGAAAAUACUGUAAGAAAAUAAUCUGUUGAGGCACGCGUCGACGUCCUAUCAUGUCUGUAUAAGCGGUUUCUUCAUCAUAUAGCUCGCUCGCAUUCUCUCUCUCUCUCUUUCAAUCGCAUUCACUUUCUGCGCAAAUUAAAAGCCUUUUUUUCUCUUCUCUUCCUUUUCUUUCUCCAUGUCUUCUUAUUAAUGGCUUUUACCUAUCUCUUCCACAAACCCUCUUUCUCUGGGUUCUUCUUCGAAAGACCUCAUUAAUUAAAACUAUUCAUUUCUCCUCAUCCUCCUCUUUCAGCCAUCAUGCCUUUGCCUUGGAAGAAAUCGAAAUCGGGUCGGAUCUCCAAAUUCGUAACGGACCUCCAACAAUCUCCCAAACACGGCGGAUCUCUCGUCGUCGAAACCGGUUUCCCUACUUCCCUCAUCCAUCUCUUCUUUAAAAACCGCGAUCGUCUCAAAAAAUCUUCUUCCAAACGCAACAAGACCCCGACCCCGUCCCCGUCCCCGUUCCCGACACAAACCGCUCCUCCCACUACUUUUCUUCCGACACGACAACGUGCUUUUUCAUCUCUCCCUCCUCCUAUCCCUCUGAAACGUGAUCCUCCCUCGGUUACGGAGGAUCUCCCCGCGAGUAAGAUCGAGGAAACCGCCGUCCGUGACGGUGGCUCAACAUCUCAGAACAGAAACGACAACGACGGAAACGGAGACAGUGAUAUUCACGGCGGAGGAGGAGGAGGAUGUUGCGUUUUGAUGGUGGUUGCGAUUAAGGUUUUCGUGGUGGCUGUGCUCGCUUUAAGCACGAAAAAACUCGCCCUGGGGAUCACUAUCUCCGCCUUCGCACUCCUCUUCCUCGAAUUCGCCUUGCCACGUGUCCUCACGCUCCUUAAUCUCUGCCCUAACGCGCAGGUUCGGCUCGAUUCAUAUAUCAGAAAGCUUAUAGGAAACAAGAAGCCUAAAGAGAAGCUAGAAGAAUCAUCAUCGACGCAAGAGAGAACAAUAACAAACAAUGUCUCCUUCGAAAUCAUUGAAACCUUCCAAGAACCGAGAGAGUGCGUCGAGGAGACUCAAGCUCCUGAACCACCAGCAGAGAAGCAAGAGGAGAGAGAAGUGCUGACGAUAAGAGACGUGACGUUCAGAAAGGAGAAGAGCAAAAGCGCGAAGCUUAAGUCAAAGAUCGUUAAAAAGAUUGUACCAAAGAAGCUGAGGAGUUACAAGAAGAAGAAGAAGAUGAAAGAAAAAGAAGAUGCGGAAGGAGGUGUAGAGAUUGAGAUAUUCGAAGAAGGGGAAGGAGAGUCCACGACGGAAGGUUCCAGCUUGUAUUCGGAAGAUGUAACGGAAAGCGAAGUAUCUGAGAGAUAUGAGAUUGGUUCGAAUCCGCCGUUGCUGGAGAGCUGUGGAGAAGAAAGAGAAGAAUCGAAAGGGGAUCUGACGAAAGCGAUGGUGAUGAUAGUGAUUGCGCUUGGUGGAUUGGUAGGCGGGAAAGUCGUAGCUAUUGUUCUGACAGUCUCUUCGUGUCUGUUUCUGAGAUUGGUCUGCUCUGCCUCUGCUCCAAAUCUCAAACUAGUCUCUGACAAGUCUGUCUGAAUUCUGAUGGAAAAAAGGUGAAAUCGUUUUUGCUUUUUGUUGUUUUGCGUGGCAAGUGGUGGGACCUACGGAUCUCACCGUUAGUUAACGACGGUGAAGGUGUUGACGGGAGUGUUGUUGAGGUUUGGGUGGUUGGCAGUUCGAAGCUUCAAUUGUUUUGCUUAUGAAACUGUAAAUUUUUCAAAAAAAAAAUGUUAUUAACAGAGGAUAUAUGUUAUUAUAUGAUGGUCAAGGAGUCAAAUGUUGUUGUUAAAUGUUAACUAUGAAGAAAAAAAAGAUUAAUUUAUUAAAAAUCGUCGUUGUUAAUUAUGAAAG